Molecule: messenger RNA, 1259 nt
Organism: Pseudocercospora fijiensis CIRAD86
Lineage: Eukaryota; Fungi; Ascomycota; Dothideomycetes; Mycosphaerellales; Mycosphaerellaceae
Exons: 1
Coding region: 34-750 (238 amino acids)
Biological process (GO): pyrimidine ribonucleoside biosynthetic process; 'de novo' pyrimidine nucleobase biosynthetic process; pyrimidine nucleotide biosynthetic process
Cellular component (GO): cytoplasm
Molecular function (GO): orotate phosphoribosyltransferase activity
Source: RefSeq, a predicted model, not a curated record
ACAGUCCCGUCUUCUCGCGUACUACAAGCCACCAUGUCGAUCCCACAAUGGAAGACUGAUCUCAUCGAGCUAGCCCUGAAAGCCGAUAUCCUAGGCUUUGGUUCCUUUACACUGAAGUCUGGUCGAACAAGCCCAUAUUUCGUCAACUGUGGUCGUUUCUCGAACGGACGAUCCGCCAAAGCCAUCGCCGACGCAUAUGCUCGCACAAUCGACGACUACAGCCGCGAGAAUAAAGAAUUUGGCUUCGAUGUGAUAUUCGGGCCCGCGUACAAGGGAAUUCCAAUCGCAGCGACUACCACCUAUGCGCUGCAACUCCAAGACGAAAAACGUUGGGGGGAUGUGGGGUAUUGCUUCAAUCGUAAGGAAGCAAAAGAUCAUGGCGAAGGAGGCACGAUUGUUGGGGAGAGCAUGAAAGGCAAGCGUGUUGUGAUUAUCGAUGAUGUGAUCACAGCUGGUACUGCCAUACGGGAAGCGAUUGAUAUCAUCAAGGCGCAAGGUGGAACACUAGCAGGCAUUGUUGUAGCGAUCGAUCGACAAGAGAAGAUGCCAUCACAAAGUGAGAAGGAGGGCAAGGGUGACGAUGGCUCAGCUAGAGGCAGCGCCAUUGGUGAAGUGCGGAGAGAAACUGGGGUGCCAGUGCUCGCUGUCCUUACGCUGAAUGAUAUUGUCGAGGGUGUCAAGAAGCUGGGGAAGCACGAAGAAGUAAAUCAAAUGGAGGAGUAUAGGAGACAGUACGGCGCAAGUGAUUGAGGCGUUGCACAGUAUCACUCGAGACGUCAACCACAGACUUGUCACAUUAGCGAGGCGGAAAAUGUGCGUUCAAACAAGCCUGGCUCGAGGCCUUCCGUAGCGAACUUGCGGUACCACCACUCCUUGUCUCUGGCCAUCAUCCGUGCCCCGACGCUAUCAGCGCCAAGUGUAUCUGGGCUGCGACUCCAUGAACUGGUGGCUACGGUCAACCAGGCCAGCGCGCGUUGGCCAGAGCGGAGCACCACCGAACGUCAGCGAUUCGCAAUGGGUAUACAGACAGCUAUCCUUCCGCGAGCGGAAUGAGAUGGCUGAAAUCCGGAACACUGCCUGGAAGCGACCGGUACAAUCCAUCCUAGGCGAGAAGCUUCACCUCUUCACCUCCAUCUCCAUUUCCAGACUCCAUGCUCGCAUAUCAAAGAGGCAGUCAGCGGUGAUUGAUUUAGAGCGUAGUUUCGAAGACGAUGACCAGCUUGGCAAGACACUAACUACAACAAAAAAAUUGAACCGAG